AUGAACCAACCUAGAGAUCCCGAUAUAGGGCAAGAUAGGGCCCUAGAGAUAUUUCAAAAGUUCUCUCCUCUUAAGUUUCUGGAAGGACCAGACCCUGAGGGAGCGGAGAGAUGGUUAGAGACCAUGAUCAAUAUAUUCGCCGCUUUAAACUAUGCAGAGGAUAGGGCUUGGUGGAAUGUAGUUAAAGCUAAGUGGGAGAGAAAGGGAACUGCAUGGACCUGGUUGAACUUCAUAGGGGAGUUUAACGAAAAAUAUCCCUCACUUAUCAACCAGGAGAAGAGAGAGGAUGAUUUUAUUAAGCUCCGGCAGGGAACUUUGAGUGUAUCUGAGGAUGAGACCCAAUUUACGAAGUUAUCCAAAUUUGCCCCUGAAUUGAUAGCUACGGAGCCAAGGAAGGUAAGGAGGUUUGUUCAAGGGUUCAAUGUGGAAAUACAGGAGGCCUUAACAGUAGCCCAGAUUAAUACUUUUACUGAGGUUUUGGAGAAGGCCCAGAGGAUAGUGAUUGUCAGGGCACAAGUGAGGAAGUUUCACGUGAAACGAAAAGGGGCACCCGGUGGAAGUCAAAGGCCGGCACAAAGUGAUCGAAGUGUGCCACCCUCUAAAGCCGGUCGUGAGGCUGGGGGUAGAAGGUUUACGGGUAUUUCGAGGGAAGGUACGCCGAGGGAAGGCCAAGGUGGAAGAGGAUAG
Messenger RNA from Coffea arabica (coffee), 687 nucleotides. The record is from RefSeq and is a predicted model, not a curated record. Lineage: Eukaryota; Viridiplantae; Streptophyta; Magnoliopsida; Gentianales; Rubiaceae.